AGCCUCCACCCCCGUCCCCUCCGCUGGCGGCCGGGGCCGUUUGUCCGCCUUGGGCCGCCGUCGGUGCUCGGGGGCCGGGGGAGGGCAGCGGGAGGAGCCGGGGCAGGAGCGGGGCCGGUGGGGGCCGGUGGCGGCCGAGCCAUGAGCGAGAAGGGCGAGCUGGACCUGAGCGGGGCCAAGCACAACACCGGCAUGUGGCUCGUCAAGGUCCCGAAAUACUUGUCACAACAAUGGAGUAAAGCAUCAGGAAGAGGUGAAGUGGGAAAACUAAGGAUUUCCAAAAAUCAAGGAAGAACAGAAGUGUCAUUUACUCUGAAUGAAGAACUUGCCAGCAUCAAUGAUAUUGGAGGAAAACCUGCCUCUGUCAGUGCACCAAGGGAACAUCCUUUUCUUCUGCAAAGCGUGGGAGGACAGACCUUAACGGUGUUCACCGAAAGUUCAGCAGAAGGCCAAUCAGAUGAAAAAUCUGAAAGCGGCAGUGCUGAUAAACUCUCCCUGGAAGGAAUAGUGGUGCAACGUGCUGAAUGCAGGCCUGCAGCUAGUGAAAAUUACAUGAAGCUGAAAAGAUUACAGAUAGAAGAAUCUUCUAAACCCGUAAGGCUAUCACAGCAGCUGGACAAAGCAGUAACCACCAAUUACAAACCCGUGGCUAAUCAUCAAUAUAAUAUUGAAUACGAGAAGAAAAAGAAAGAAGAUGGGAAACGGGCUCGGGCUGAUAAACAACAAGUGCUGGACAUGCUCUUUUCUGCCUUUGAGAAACAUCAGUACUACAACAUUAAAGACCUGGUGGACAUAACCAAACAGCCAGUGAUAUACUUGAAAGAAAUCCUCCGAGAAAUAGGCAUCUACAACGUGAAGGGGACCCACAAAAACACGUGGGAGCUGAAGCCGGAAUACAGACAUUACCAAGUGGAAGACAAGAGCGAUUAACAAAACCCCUACGAAGCAGAAGAGGACUACAGAGGAGUGACCGCACCGAGGGAGCUGCUGUGGGUUUCCAGACAGAACUGAGCACAGCCCAACUGUGCAAGGCUAAAUUAAAAUCCAACCAACCAAUCCUUUGUAAUUUUCCGUAGCCUCGUUUGUUUUUCAGAGGAAUAUUUCUUGUAAGUUUCCAUAAAUGUUUGUCUUUGGACAAAAAAAAAUAUUUAUAGAAUAAACUUGUAUUAGAUUUAUCUUUAUUAGAAA
Molecule: messenger RNA, 1188 nt
Organism: Anas platyrhynchos (mallard)
Lineage: Eukaryota; Metazoa; Chordata; Aves; Anseriformes; Anatidae
Gene: GTF2F2
Product: general transcription factor IIF subunit 2
Biological process (GO): transcription initiation at RNA polymerase II promoter; transcription by RNA polymerase II
Cellular component (GO): transcription factor TFIIF complex
Source: RefSeq, a predicted model, not a curated record